Molecule: messenger RNA, 2328 nt
Organism: Helobdella robusta
Lineage: Eukaryota; Metazoa; Annelida; Clitellata; Rhynchobdellida; Glossiphoniidae
Exons: 1
Coding region: 1-2328 (775 amino acids)
Biological process (GO): regulation of transcription by RNA polymerase II
Cellular component (GO): nucleus
Molecular function (GO): RNA polymerase II cis-regulatory region sequence-specific DNA binding; DNA-binding transcription factor activity, RNA polymerase II-specific
Source: RefSeq, a predicted model, not a curated record
AUGCAGAAUAACAACAACAAUAACACCAUAAACAGCAACAGCAACAACAAUAGCAACAACAACCCUAGCGACAACAACAACACCAAUGACGACAACAUGCCAUCAUCAUUUAACGAUACCGCAUCGACAAAUACAGAAGCGGACUCGUUGAACAGAAUGGAUAAAAAAUCUCAAUAUCAUUCCAUACAACAAUUGUGUGCACCAAUUAACAAUAACCGUUACAAUAACAACAGUGCCAACAAUAAUACAAACAACAACAACAAUAACAACGAUCAAGACAGUCACAACAUCAACAUUUCCUUGAAAACACAAUCUAAUCAGAGGAGAUGGUUGUGCGACUCUAUGGCAGAUGCCGAUGACGAAAUGUCUGCCAAUAAAAAAGCAAAGUACGACAUGUCAGAUAAACUUCCUGCUGACAAUCAUUAUGAGAAAAGUUUUGUGAACCAGCAUUCGAGUCGGGUGAAUAGUUCCAACAUCGAUCAGUCCGAACCAGCAGCAGAUGAAGACUGUCAAAAUUUUAUGCGCAGACUGAAAAGAAAGCAAUCGAAGCCCAAACCUUUAGACGAGGAUGAAGAUGUAGUCGAUGACAGUGAUUGCGAAGAUGAGCAUGAGGAGGAAAAUAAUUUUUCACGUGAUGAUUCAGAUUCAAAUUGUGAUGACUUCAAAGAUUUUAAAAUAUUAUCUUUUAAAAGAAAAAUUGAAAAAUUGGAAAAUCAAUUAAAUUGGUUGAAGAAAAAUUAUGAAGAAUUUCUUCUUAGUCGAUCUUAUAAAAAUUUAAAUAAUGAAAAUUGUAAUAAAAUUUUAGAAAAUAACCAAGAACAGCCUUUGGAAGUUAAAUUGUUGGCGGAUUUGUUGAAAAAUGAACUGAUACACAGCACCAAUGUUUUCUUAUCGGAUAUAGUUAAUAAAUUUCUACAAAAACGGUUUAAUGGUUAUAGAACUUUUUCAAAAAAGACAUUUGAAGAUAAAUCCGAAAUAACGGAAUCAAACACAGUAAAGACAAACAAUUCUUUGGUGGAAAAUUUACCUCACCCAGUCUUUCCAUCUGGUGACAGAUUUAAAUCAGAUGCUCCCUGGCCCUACCAAUCAAUCACACCACCAUCUGACUAUGAGUCCUUCAUAAAAAGAUCAUACCAAAAACAUUCAUUGUUGUUCAAUUCUUUCAACAAAAACAUUCCCGCACUUCAUUCUUCUGCAAUGUACUUUCCUUAUACUCACCGUCCUAACUUUCAGUCACACUUGUACAAUCAGAACUUUUUAUUUCAAAACUUUUCGUCCUCGCCAAACACCAAACAGUCAUUUGAUCUAUUCAACGCAGCUCAGCACUUUGACUCCAUCACAAAACUUUCUUCCAUGAAACCUGGCUCGGGCCUCACAGAAGAACCAGAACAAACCGAGGCAAUAUCUUUGGUCGUCACGCCAAACAAGAAAAAAAGAACCAAAGUAACGGAUUGUAGUUUGUCCCCAAAAUGUUUCAACACUUCUGUUUAUAAUAAACACAAGUUAAGUAACAGUGACAACAACAAUUUAGGUUUGAAAAGUCAGGAAGAUUUAGAAACGCGAUUGACUUCAACAACGUACCGAGACGAAUCGGCCACGGAUGACAACAGUUCAUUUUCUUCUGACAUUAGCCAGCAAACUUCAACUAAUUGUGAUUACAAAUUGGAAAACAACUCCAACAACAUUGCUGACCGUUCAUCCAACUUUGCGGAUACAUUUAUAAAGUAUGAAGGUCCCAACAACCUUAUAAACUGCGAAAAGCUCAACUAUAUCAGCUCAAAUGAAUUGCCUUUCAGAUUGAAAAGUCCAACGCCAACAACACUCUCAACCAGCGUGGCCGUUCUUAAUCCAAGUUUGUCUCAAUCAAACAUUAAUGAUACCACUUGUCGUCGAAAUCCUUAUUCCACAUUCACCAACCUCUCCAACAUGUCAAAAAUUCAAGGCUGCUUCAAUACAAACAACAACAAUGUUGACGAAAACAACAUCAACACGGGCAAUGCUAAUGCAACAAGUUGCAACUUCAACAACGUCAGUUACAACAACAGCACAACGGGAGAUUAUUUUAAAGCUUUCUAUCAUCAUCAUUUGCUGGGUUCAAAUAAACUUAGCAAGAUGCGUUACAAUGAAUUUUCGGGCUUUAGAUCUCCACCUGGUGAUGAUGACGUUGUCUCAAAUGAAGCAAAGUGCAAAUCUCUCAAGUUCAACAAAGUUCAUUCACGGAAGGACAACAUCCCAUCCAUGCCGUCAAUCUUGUGUGGGACACACUUCAAGGAGCAAGUUAUGAUAUCCUUUCUUGUUUGUGCGUGUCGUGUUUGCACUUUGCAAUGA